ACGAACGGCCGCGACAGUCCGCUCGGCCGACAGACGCGUCCGCGACACCGUGCAGAAAGGUACCGUUCUCUCCGCGUUCACGAGGCUCGUCUCGACGCAGCGAGUGCCUCUUAAACCAUUGCUCGAGUCGCUCCUCGACGAAGUAACGCGUGUCGGCCUACGAUCGUAUCGAGGCGAAAGAUCAACGAAGAAGUUUUCUCAGUGUUCUAUCGUCCUCUUGGAUUUAUACCGAUUUAUACCUUGGAUAAACCGAUAUAUCGGUACGGAUCUUGAUCGAACAAGUGAGAGAGCGUCGCUCCGUUUCACUGGUUAUGCGACCCGUGCGGAUCGUAAGUGCGUGAGAAAGUAUACGGGGGUGUGUUCCGGGUGUAAAAAGGUACCGCUCCGUUUCCCUAGAUUUCUGGUGCUGGUCCAUCCGUGAGAUUUCACAGUGCGAUCUCUGACGACCAGAGUUUCUUGCUCCCUUGCUCCUUGUUCCUGGUAGCUGCCAGGAUUGUCACAGAGGAGACUGGUGCUUUUAUCGUUCAGUGAGAGUUUGCAUUUACAGUGAGAAAUCUUCGAUGGUUAUUUAGCCGAAGGUUUUCAUUCAUCUGAAAUAACGUCGAUCCGAGAGAAAAGGGUCGUUGGUGAGAUGCUCGGCAGGUUCACGGUUGUACGGUGAUUCGCGUGAUCCCGUCGCUGAGCGUCGGAUACCCUCACUGUCUGCGAACGACAGCCUUCCAUCUAUCGAACGGUGGACUUUUCGUAAAAUCAUCUGUCCGAUGCGCCGCAUGUUCGACCAAGCUAUUAGACAGACUCCUCUAUCGACAGUUCGUCGUCGUUUCUAUCGGAUUCCGGUAAAGUUAGACCAAUGAGAGGGCCAGUAAGGUGCGCUCCAGGUGAGAGAAACACGGGGUGGACCCAUGGAACGCGAACCACGGUGGGCACCGUUGGAAACAGAACACCGGAGAAAUUUCGCCGAUUCUAACGACCAAUCGCGCAUCACCGACCAUUUCAUCAAAGAAUUUCGCCACUCGUCGAGUCAACGUUCGACGAAUUUCUCGAUCUGUUAGACGCUCCGCUAGAACACACCGAACCAGAGGAGCGUGCGAAAAACGUGGGAAGAUUUGUCGAUCGUUGAAAGUUGGUCGAAAGCUGAAAGUUGCGAGAGGAAUGUAUCGAGGAUAAGGAGGAUACGCGAGUCCCGGAAUUUCGAUCUCUGACGUGAGAAAAAUAGGAAAAAAGAGAUAGGACAGGAAGAAGAGGAAGAAAAGAAAACGAGAACCGAUUCUAACGAAAAUAGUGAAGUGUGGAUGUGGUGUCCGUGCAACAGUGGUGGAAGGUGGUUGUGGACGACAAUAAGAAAAGUGCAGGUGUCGUUGUUUGUUAUUCUUGUUUUUGUCGUGGUUGUUCGUUGAUCGUUGUAUUCUUGGUGAGCAGUGGUGACGCGGUGCGCGCUGCUCGUUCGUCCACGUUGUUACGAUGGUUUCCACGUCCUUUGUAACUUUGGUGUUCUUCGUCUGCCUGCAAACGAUUCUACUCUCCACUGUGAGCAACUGCGCGAAGACGAUCAGCAUGUACUGGAACACCACCAAUUCCAUAUUUCGAAUAGACAACACAGACCACAUAAUAGACGUGAACAAGAACAACGCGGCGUUCGAGUACGAUCAAGUGAACAUAAUAUGUCCUGUGUACCAGCCAGGAACGUAUGACGAGGACGCGGAGAAGUAUAUUAUUUACAACGUGUCUAAAGAGGAAUACGAAACAUGUCGGAUAACGAAUCCAAAUCCACGGGUGAUAGCAGUCUGUAACAACCCGUAUAAGACCAUGUACUUCACGAUCACCUUCAGGCCGUUCACACCGCAACCUGAAGGUCUAGAGUUCCUGCCAGGCCACGAUUACUAUUUCAUCAGCACUUCGUCCAAGGACGACCUUCAUAAACGCAUCGGUGGACGAUGCACCAGUAACAACAUGAAGGUGGUGUUCAAGGUGUGCUGCCGCAACGAGGCUGACACCUCGUCGUCAUCGGCUACAUCGCGCAACAAUUCCGUAGCUGUAACCAGCAGCACCGUGCCAAGCAGCAGCUCGACCAGCACCGCAGUUUUGGGUGGAGGAGCCGUCGGAAUACCACCCCCGCCACCACCGAGCGUCGUCAAGAACGGCGGCCCAGAUCGAUUCUACCCAGGGGGCAGCAUUCAUCAUCAUCACGAUCAUCAUCAACCGGCCACGGCGGCGCCGACCCUGCCCCACGUACCCCCUCCGGCCAUCUACCCUGUGCAUCCGCAUCAGCCUCCGAUUCACAAUGGACCGCCGUCCUCCUCGCCGCCCAAGACCUCGAUCGGCCAGAAGAAGAAGAACAAGGAAUAUUCGGACCAUCCGAACGAAGUUGUGAAGAACGAAGAAUUGACCUACAACGGGGCGAGUUCCAGCCGUGUUCAAGAUCGGUAUUACCAGCUGGUGAUGGUGUUGACGGGAAGCUUGUUUAUCAGCGCGAUCAUGCCGCAAUUAUUACGGUGAAGCGACAACACUACCGACGAGAACGUAUAUCCCAUACGUCGAAACCCCUUUUUCUGUGAUUAUCCUACGUUUAAUUAAUUUCUUGAGGCACGCGUGAGCGCGCGCGCGCUCGCGUGGCCGCCCCUCGAUCGUGAAAAAUAAAUGAAAAAUAAAACGCGCACGAUUUAUGGUCGGACUGCCUCGAGAGAGAAAGAGAACGAGAAAAUUUAAUCGGGAAGGAAGAAAGGCAAAAACGAACAACAAUGGUUUAGAGAAAAAAGGAAAAUUAAAUGAAAAUAAAAGAGGAUGCGAGUUAUAAGAAGAACGAAGAGUUGGCAGAAAUAAUAAAAAAGAAAAUAAACGUAAAUGUCAAGAGAAGAGACACGCACGACACACGAGCAGCAACGCCAUAUUGAAACUAUUCGAAAACGAAGAACGAAGACGUAGAUAGUAAGAUUACAAAGACGAAGAAAGACGAAACGAGGAGAAACGCUACUAUUAGACACUAUCAUAGUAUGCCCACUAUUAUCACUACUAUAAAUGGUAGUCGUAUUGGUUGUCCUUCUUAUCAUUACGCUAAUUCUAGGUAUUUAUUGGAAAUACGAGGAAAGAGAACGAAGUCGUGGACAGCGUGCUAAAUAUCCUCGAGCGAGGCAUACGCCGCAUAGCGAAUAAAUACGUCCGUCAAAGAGAAGCGCGAAAGUUCUUUCGUUUAAAUAUCAUAACCUCGCGCGCGUGAGCAUUUCGAACGAUAAUGAUAUCGUACGACUGACAUCGACGUUGAUCGACUAACGGUCCUCUGUCAUCUAUGCCACGAUUGCUUGAGAAUUAAUAUCGUACUUGAAAAGUCAAACGAUCAAGUUAACUUAGAAACUUAUAUGUAUAUAGAGAACCAAUUACUUACUAGGUUAGUAUGAUUUAAAACUUGCCAUCUUAGUAGAUGUAUCACUUAGCACUCAUUUUUUUGUUAAUAUUUUCAGUAUCACGUCCGCGCAAAUGUAGAUACGUCAUUUGUUUAACUGAAGAUUUCAGAUCAAUCACGUGACUUAUUGCGAUAAUCGAAUGCAACGUUAAUCCGCGAUUAAUCGCGACGGUCGCGCCAAUAUUCGGAUCGAAAUCUAUCGAAGGAAACAGUCAUGGCGGAGGGUCGUUCGGGUUGCGUAAACAGUCGCGAACAGGAUAAUUAGCACGCGUGUAAAUAAAUUCCUAAUGAAUAUGUACAAGUGGCUCUUGCCUCGUCUUCGGGGCAGAGGAAUUUAAGAGAGUGCCGUAUACUAGGUAAAAUCUUAUAUAUGACACACGAAAGAGUGCGAUACAGCGUGAGUGAAAAUUUCCGAGUGUGACAGAGUAUGACGUGUGUGGGUGUAUUGCGAGGCGUAUGUGAACAUUCGUGAACACAAAGAUCGCCCAUUUGGAUAGGACACAAAACUGUGUAAGGUGCGAUAAACUUUUGUAAGUUCCGCCCGCGGUUCUCGCAAUCGUGACACUUUCGCGAACACGUAAACUAUCGUCGGCGAAGAAAUUCGAAAAUUCCUCUCUUCGACCGAGUUCGUCGAAGGGAAAUGGCGAACGAACGAACGAACGAAAGUAUGGUAUGUAAUGCGUGAGAGAGACUGAUCGCGGAGCGAACGAAAUAACAAUUUUUGUAUCAUAGUUGUACCAUACCGAACUUUAUCUAUAGAUCUGUAUUAUAUUUAUUAUCCGCUAUCAUUACGCUACGAAUAAUCACACUCGAUAUUCUAUAUUUACUAGUAAAAAAUAUCAAAUUUAAUAGCGAAUAAAUUGCGUAUUCGGCGGGGUAAUGAUAAAAGAAACGACAUGCGAGCAAAACGAUGAAUUCUCGACCCCUAUCAUCAUCGGAUCUGCCAUUUGUUGUUUCCUUCUAUUUUCUUUCAUUUUCUUCGUGCUGUAUUGCUCGAAAACGUCGAACACGCGAGUUCGAGUGCUUAUUUCGACGUGUGCUCGUUAUUUCAAUAAAUUGGCCGCGCGAUGGUCGGUUUCAUUUCGUCGAUUUCGAUAUCGUCUUUUGUGCUAUGUACAUCGUUCUUUUCAGUUGUCCCUAUGAUUCUCCUGUUUCUUUUUUUUUUUUCUUUUUUUUUUAUAUACUCUAUUUAUUGUUCACCGCCACGCAGAUUUCGUUUCCAUCCGCGUACUGACGAACGUACGCGCAUGCAAAUCGCAUUUAUUUGUAAAACGUACGGGAUUACAUGUAUACAUGCACAGUGGUCACGAUCGUUACACGCGAUCCCGCUCUGAUUUGUCGCGUACGUCGAUAACGACGCCCUCUUCGCUAACGUUCAAGCUCUGUUCACGCUGCGAUCGCAGCCGAUUUUACGUUACGAACGCCCAUUAACGUAUAACAUUGUACACGUAUCCUGUACGUAUCCGUAAGCCCGUGUUUCGCUCGAUCACGAUCACGGAUCCAUAUUUCUAUCGAUCGCGCAAUUUUCAUACCACGAUCACACGACAAACGUCAACUAUGUGUCUCGGAUUUUAUCGCGCGGAAUACAUCGUACCGGCAAUUAAUUAUAUAGUGCGCGCGCAUCUUGCGCAUGUCGCGCAUCGUAUCGUAUAAACGUAACCUGUAAUCUUUAAAAUCGCGUUCCCGCCAAUACAUUCGAUGAUUGGCCGCACGGCUACGAUGGCGCUAUUUUAUUGCUUGCGUACUUACACAACUCUUAUUUACGCGCAUUUCAUCUUUCAGAAUGCAAAAUUAUCGUUUUUGCGUGCGACGUCUAGUUUGACGAUCGACCAAUCAUAAUAUACCAAACGUAUCUACCGAGAUUCUGUAUCGGCGAUACGAACAACACGGCGAAUAUUACAUACAUACAACCUGGUCUUAAAAAUGGAUCCGUGAGCACCAGUGUGAAUGGAGCUUUAAUAAGUGCACAUAGUUGUUUCCGCGCGCGUAAAAAUGCACACACAGCGACCGAAGAGCGUUCGAGGCUCGAGGACGCGAAGGGAAGAAACUACAACGAGCAAAUGAUCGUUUCACGUUGGCCACGGGAAAAAGAGUUCGACCGAACGGCAACUAGAGUAACGAAUUAUUGUAAAUACGAAUAUGCGGAGAGAAUUACGUAUCGUAUAAGGCAGAACGAGAGAAUGUAAGAAAGAUUAAUGAGAGUGCAAGGGUGAGAGAGACAGAGAGAGAGAGAGACAGAGAGAGAGAGAGAGAGAGAGAAAGAGACCCCCAAUUCCGAAUCGUAGAUAAUAAAGAAAAGAUGUAUUCUGAUGGCUGCUCGAUUGACCGACUCGUUUUCAUCGUUCAUUGAUGGUUCAUCGUCCUUAAUUAUACGCGACAAUUAAAAUGGAAAUCAAUGACCACGAUCAACCGGGAAUGUUGAGGGAAACGAUGGAAAUUAAAUGCGUGUAUAAUGUUAUCCAUUACAGUAUUGUAAGCCUAAGUAUUACAUGCCUCCGAUCCACGUCUGUUUGUCUGUCUGUCCGUUCGUCUGUCUACGGUUUGUACUUUUUACCCAUGUGUUAACCGCAAUAGCAAUUUCGUACACGUACGAGCGAUCGAUUACGAGAAAGCAGUUCGCGACGAUACCUGCGAUUCCACGAUUCUUAGCAUGUAGAUUCCUCACAAAUGAUCAUAUUUUCGUUUCGUUAACUAUAGCUGCUACGAUGACAGUUUCUUUUAGUUUCUCUCUAGUCGUUUUCGUUCGCACACACAUGUAUACACGUGGAAUUGUUUGUGAGCCGCUGAUCAACCCGCAAAACGAAACCCAAAGACAAUCACCUGCACCAUUGUAAGGAAAAGCGUUCGAAGCGUCUCUGCGUAGAUCAGUCGUCAACUAUAGCGUCACGAUAUCAUUUAGGUAUAUACGAUUCGUUAACCCUCUCACACGAAGUAGAAGUAAUUAAACACACGAUUGUACAAAACGUUUCUCGUACAAGUUCGUUUUGCGGGUCUCAGAGGAUAUUACAUACAGUAACGUACGUUUGUAAAGGGACGCAAAUAGUAGAGUGCGUUUACGGUUCGAUCGGCAUGAUCGACGAUCCAUGUAACGGUUGCACACACGUCUUGAAUCGUGGAUGUAUCGAUAGAACUGCUCCGGGCGGCGAAUUAUCGAUCGACUCGAAUUAAUCGAAUUAAUCAGAGCCAGCAUGAAAGCCCGUAAUCAAUUAAAUAUAAAUGCAAUAGCAAUGCAGCAAAGUUACAUAGAUCCAAUGUGAAUGGUACUCAUUCUUACGGACGAUAGAUGAAUACAGUAUAACAAUAAUAUAGACUCGAACUAUCGAUAGAAAAUAGACAAGGUCACUCACUGCAAUAUUUUUUUAUUUUUCUCUCCUUCAUUUAUCUUUCUUCUUUUCUUCUUUUUUUUUUCGUUUCGACCGAUCCGCUCCGAAAGCACCCUCCGAUCCAUCCGUAACACCAAUCCCGACCACCACCACCACCACCACCACCACCACCACUACUACCGACCACAACGUGAAACGCUGCUCCUCGAAAGUUAUUUUUGUAACCAUGAACAGGGACAAGCAUCGUACCAAUAAGGUAUUUAAAUCGUUAGUAGAAAGUAUAUGUAGAUACUCGAUAUGAUAGAAAGUUUAACGACACCGAUAUAACAGAAACACACAGGAAUAAUCAUAAGGUCGAUGAACCCGAAGAUUACGAUUAAUCAGAUCGCGCGUUAAGAUUAAUCUUCGCUCUUAAUCGCGUACACAGACCGAUAUACAGGUAACGCAUAAGUACGUAGACGCGUUGCAGAUCGCACGUUUCGAGCAGAAAUACACGAAGAACAAAACGAGGAACAGGUUUCACAGUUUUCUAAUCCAAAGACGUUCGAACCUGCCCUUCAUUGCGAUUUUUAUCGUUCAUUUUCGCUAUUUCAUUGUGUUAUCCUCUCGUGUGCGUGUUUUGGAACAAUGUCAAGAGAUUAGAGGUCCUCGCGGAUGGAGAUCACAGCAGGCGACUGUUACGCGUACGCGAAAAGGGCUUGUUCCUCUCUUCUCGAGACAGGGGUUAUAACGGGGAUGAGAUAAAACGGGCAGUAACGAGAAAGAAACAGAAAGUAACAAGGAUGGGAAAGGAAAAAUACGAAGGGAUCGAUUAAUUAGAUUUACCGCGUCGAAUUGACAACGUCGCGGGUUUAUCGAGCGUGAAAAUGGGAUCGAGAUGAUUUCGUAGGUACGUCGUUGUAAAUAGAGAAAUGAAGAAAAACAAGAAAAAGAUUACGAUCAAUAACGAUAACACGAUGAAAUUUAUAUUAAAUACAUAGCAAGUACGAGGAUAGGUUUCUAAUAACAAUUUAUUAUAAAAGUGAAUGUACGUUGAUGUCUAAGAUUUUUAACAAGAUGGAAAAAAAGAUAAGAAAAAACACAAAGUGGUUAUUAUUAAACUAUGAUUAUUAACUCAUAAUCGAGAAACACAAGUACUAAUUAAACAAAAGAGCGUUUGAAUACAGAACCACACUUUUUAGCCAGGUCAUGAAUUCUCUCACGUUGCAUAUAUUAAUUUUGUAACAGGUACAUUACAUGACACAUACGAUCACGGUCACGGAAGCCAUACGGGAGGCGCCACGUUAUCACCGGGGCAACCGUUAGAUCAUUUCUUUUCUCUCUCCUGAACACGGUACACGUAUUUACAUAUAAAUUAAACAACAGUCGGGAUAUCGUGUUUAUAAAAUGAGAAAAAAAAGUCGAAAGCUGAUAUCACGCAGUUUAUUCGAUCAAUCGAUACGAUAUAUCGAGGAUAAGAAAAAAAGGAAAAUAUCAAAACCAGCUUGGAGAAAGAAAGUAUCAACGGUUUGAAUAGUUCGAUCGGUUAGCGUUGUCUGACAAUCAAACGACCUAGUUUCCAAUUACGACGCAACAAUAUUUAUUCAGCGAUUAUCUCUCUUUUGCCUCACCUUCGCUCCAUCUAAAUUUCAACCGAGUAAACAGAUGAAAAAGGAAAAGGUGAACAAAAUUGUAAAAAUAGUAACGCGGUCCACGUGUGGCAUUCGUGAACAGGAUCGAUCAAUUAUAGAUUGCGUGUGCUCGCUAAGUAUGCACGUUCAGUACAGUACAGUCGUUCAUUACAAAGCAUUACAGAUACAAUACAAAGUAGCGUAGUGUUCAUAAUGGUAGUCCACUUGUAGCGAAAUAGUGUUUAAACAGUCCAAACAGACAACCAAGCAACCAAAAAAAAAAAAAAAACCGGAAAAACGACAUGAUCGUCGAAAAAAUUACAGGUAACCAUAAAAAGUACACAGUAAACGUGAAUCGAUCUUCAUGAAGUACGUGCAAGACACGCACACACAUGUACACACUACGACACGUGCACACGACACAUACACAUGUAUAUUGGCACAUAUUGCGAUACAAACAGUUUCAAACACUGUCGAGGGCGUUGCGAGAAAAGGUGCGGCGUUACUCUAAAGAUACGAAGAAAAAAAAAAGAAAAAAAAGUAUAUAUUUAAAUGUACACUCAUACACAGAUACAGAGACACGAUAUACACAUAUGCAAAAGCGACGCGACUUCGACGACCACGCGACGUAAAACGCAAAUGCGCGUGAAUUCACUCGCAGAAGCAGAGAAAGGAAGAAAGAAAGAAAGACGAAAGGCGGAAAAGAGGGUCGACGAUGCUCUAAACGUAAACUCGUCGGCGUCGCGCGAUUUAUAUAGCUAUAUUGUAUUAUGCAUGUCGAUAUACGGUCACAUAUAACGAUGGAAAAUGAAAGUAAACCAAACGAAACAAAAUGAAAAAAAAAAAAAAGUGAAAAAGUAACUGGAAAAUGUUAAAAUGCCGGACAGGGAGACCGGGCGUCCCCCGAUAAAAUAAUAAUAAUACACGUACAUACUCACUCACAUAACACAUACAAAGUACGUCGACGCGUCGUACGACGACGAAAUACGUCGGCGUCGAAACGUUUCAUUUUGAAAGUACCUUGCGCGAGUCGUCUCGAAUCGUUUAAGUACAAAGAAAUAAAAAGAAGAAAGAAAAAAAAGAAAAGAAGAAGAUGAUGACGAUGACGAAGAAAAAGAAAUGCUCUCCUCGAUGGACGAGAUGCGUGCGAUCCACGUUCCACGCGAUUCAGAUACCAGGGUAUCGAGUUCUAGUUCGCGGAUUCGGUGAAGAAAUCAGGUUUCCUUUUUUGCGUUUGAGGCCAUCAGCGACGAGCACCAUUGCGUGGGUUGUAUACGGACCAGAGGGAUUCACAGUGCUGAAUGGUAAAUUUGGGGAAAUCGCGUGUCACGCCUCUUUCGUUGAACCCUCGACAGGCAUUAACGAGUUCCUGGAAUCAAAUUGGUUGUAAAAAGAAUUAUAUUUAAACGAUCGUUGCCUGCUCGAUUCGAAAGGUUGUAAGCGCAUCCGUGAAUCCGCUCGUCGUUCGUUUCCAAAUGUUUCUAUUUUUUAAACGAACGAAAGCGAUUUGCGAGUAAAACUGCAUUCGCGAUCGUUUCGAUGGAUAUUUAUCGAAAACGGUGAGAACACAAAUAAACGAUAUAUACGCUUUGUUGCACUGAUUUUUCGGCUUUUACCGAUAUUACGUAUACACAUCUUUUACCGCUGUUUCAAAACGCUGUAAACACGAGAUGCAAGAGGAAAUUGAUAGCUUGAAUUACGUUUUUAUCGAAGCUCAAACUUUUCGCAGCAUGAAAUUUCCUAUUGUUAUAUAUAUAUAUACGUUCAUGUUUUGAUCGAUUCGAAGGAUUUCAUAUGUUUUAUGAAAUGGUUGAACGCGUGAAAUUCAAACGCACAGACGCAAAGACGACGAUUCUUCUUGCGUCGCGUGAAACGAGCGAAAUGUAAUUUAAAAGGUAAAACUGCCAUUUUUAAUUAACGUAAUCGAUAACCUCGAAAACGAUUGGUAAUUAUCGUAACCGUACAACUUAUUCGUUGUCCUACCCUGCAAAACGAACGUUAAAAGAUGAGAGUUAGAAACUAUAGAGUAUGGAGGAAUGUGAGUUCGCAGCGAAAGCGAAUGUCCGGUUCGAUCGCAUUCUUAAAUUUCGCGAGUCUUUCGACACUGAUCAUAUACAAAAAUCGCUUCAAUUCGUUCGACGUUCCAUCGACGUUGAAAGAUACCGUCUGUCAAAGAUGAACACGCUACAUUUACAAGCAGUACAUCUUAAAAAGCGCAUAAUAUCCACGAUGUCAUUCGAUCGUGUAUACACGGAGAAUUCAAGAUUUUAAACGAAGCGUUGCCAGACAUUUCUUAUCGCUUUAUACUUUAUAUAUGUGACAGUAAAAGAUAUACGAAAUGUAGAAUACUAAAACAUAUUAUUUUGAAAUUUUAGAUACAGAAAAGAAAAAAAAAACAACAUCACCUUAUCCUACAGUUUAAAAUGUUAGUAAUCUAAAAACAAGAUCGACACUGACUGACUAUUAACUGAGACUGAAUUCGUUAAUCCAUCAUUUCAUUCCCCCCUUCUUCCUCUAAGUAAAAAUCACAAAACCUUCUUCUCUUUCAUUUAAUUCCAAGAUAUUUCGUCUCUAUUCAAAGAUUUUGAUCGUUCAAACUGCUCGAUAACGUAUCAACCACACGUUUGGAGUUGUAAAAACCUAUUAUAUAUUAGUCUGAAUAUUUGAUAUUUAAUAAAAUAAUAAUUUCACCUGAAAAGUUAACCAUCGAUCCGGAUGUUAUGUGCUUUACAAGAUCGAACGUACAUAGCGUAUACAUAAUAGAAAAAAUCGCGAUGGCGUUUAAUAUACGAAAUCUGACGAUUCGCAAUGCCGAAAACGAAGAUGCUUAUGUUUCGAGCCGCGUUGCUUGUUCACGGACACGCGACCAUGCCACUUCGUUUCAAUCGAUUCGAUCCGAUUAAUUAAGCCCCCAUUCGAUUCGCCUAAGGCUUUCAGCCGUGUAUGCUUCACAGACAACGAAUCUCUCGACUUGCCAAGCGACUCGCGACUGACAAUAGUUUCUGCCUGCGAUCCCUCGAUGCGAUUGUUUUAAGCGCAAAACUGUCGUCACGUAGGACAGGACUUAUAAAUCGUUGAAAAAAAGAGUAUUUGGCAUAGAAAAAGAAAAAAGAAGAAAAAGAUAGAAAGGAAGAAGAUACGCCCGAACGAAUCGUUUCCCCUACUUGAAUCUGUAAGGUACGCUCGUCACGUUGUUUAGAGCUAUUUAUCGAUUCUAAAACCGAAGCGAGAUGUUACACAUAAAAACGAAAUAUUUUUGCGGUGCAAAAUUUUCGCAAAAUGAAAAGUCAGUUCCUCUGUGGCGUGUUGAGAUAUACGCGAGAUUUCGAGCCUAAAUCGUUGUACGAUUGUUUAUAUAGAACGAAUUUAUAUUAUAUAGAACGAUGCGAAAAAAUGUUAAGUGUGCUUGUAAGUGUGCUGUAUGAUGAUUUCCGGUGUUUACGAUAUUCGUUUGCGGUCACGCUGAAUAAGUCUUGUCUUACACGUUCGCACGCAUUCUACUUCUAACCACCAAAGAAAUACACUCGCACGUAUUUCUUCUCCAAGCGCUUCUCCAAGGCACUUCUAUUAUGGGAAAGAAUGCAACGAUAAACCGUGGUCUAUAUUUAUCGCAAGUUUUAGUAUUAAGUUUUGAAAGUUAGCGUUAACAGGUGCCAUUUUUGUGCCAUCACUUUUCUUCUUUUCAGGCAGCCAAGUAAGACGAAUAGAAAAAUUAUUCACCGUUAAACUCCAUAACUAUUUGAUAAUUAACGAUCCCACUGAUGAAUUUCAUUGAUUUACUGGAAAUAGAAACAAUCGGGUGAGCUCGCGGAAAGAAGAAAACGGAAGAAACGAGAAGGAAAAACGGAUAGAUCGAAUGAAAGCGAUGCCUGAUUUGAAGCGCGCAUAACUUAAGGAUCGCGCAACUCGAGAAAAGAAGCGCGAGACAAACGAGAGAAAAGGAAAGCAUUUUAGGCAAGACGUGUCGGAGUACAUAGACUUCUCGUGAAAGUAGAGCCAAUGGAGAAGAAACUAAUCGGGCGGGAAGCAAUGCUGCCUCGGUUAUCCGCGUAAAAGCAUACUUGCAGUUAUAAGGUCCUAAAUAAGAGUGAAACGAAGAAAUUUAAAUAAUGCAAGACGGAACGAUGGAAGGAAACCAUAACUGAAAGGCCUAGGUUGUCGCACUCGUUUGAAAAACUUUCCUGCAAGAAUGCAUACAAAAAGUAGCGUACAAUUGCUGUACACUCGUUUGUUGACGCGAAUAUAAGGGGAAAAAAGUCGAUUUGAUUUGUAUAUGUACACACGGUGAGCCCGAGGUUCGUGCAAGGACAGGUGCAUUUACGUAUGAAUGAGGAAGAGAUCUGGCGAAAUCGAUGCUCGUUUCUUUCUGGUUCAUAGUCGGUAGGCGCGAAUAAAUCAAUGACGGUAUCACUUCAUUCUUGUAAACGCUAAUGUCCUCUGCGGCGAUCAUUGUUAUUAUACGAACGAACUCAAGACGGCAUGGUAUACAAGACUAAGAACAAGACCUAAAAUGGGGACAUAAUAUUUUAUAACUCAACUUUUGUACAGAAUAAAUAAAUACUUGUACUGUGGACCAA
Messenger RNA from Bombus terrestris (buff-tailed bumblebee), 12907 nucleotides. RefSeq names its product ephrin-B1 (gene Ephrin). The coding region runs from base 1462 to 2496 and encodes 344 amino acids. Lineage: Eukaryota; Metazoa; Arthropoda; Insecta; Hymenoptera; Apidae. Gene Ontology annotation, biological process: axon guidance; ephrin receptor signaling pathway. The record is from RefSeq and is a predicted model, not a curated record. Gene Ontology annotation, cellular component: plasma membrane. The transcript has 5 exons. Gene Ontology annotation, molecular function: ephrin receptor binding.